GGCGCCUGUCAUUCUCCGCGGCGCGGCGGCUAGUGCGGACUGCGGUCCCCGCCUGCCAACUCGCUCGCCUGCGCGCCCGCGAUGUGACUGAUCCUCUGGGGGCAGGCUGGCAGCUCUGCGGACAGCAGUACCUUGGCUUUUUCUAGUGCGGGGUUUCUUGUUGAGCUGUGCUUCCCUCCGAGGCGGAGACACGCACCAGGCGCUCGGAGCGCAGCUUUCCGGGGCCGACGGCAGCUGCAGCGCUAGGGUUCGCGCGGCCGGGUGCAGUUUUAGUCGUCGCUGCCGCCCGGUGGUGCGCCCUGGCGAGUGCCAAGGCGCCGGGCAUCGCUGAGCCGAGGCGGCUGGUGCAGAGCAGCAGCGCUUGGUCCUGCAGCCGCAGCUGCCUCCGGCCACUGCAGGAGCCGAGGGGCUGCGCGCAGCCAGAGUUUGCAGGGGUUGCCUUGAAGCCAGUCCCCAAGAACACUCCUGGACUCUUGCAUCCCGCUGCUGACUUCGUCUGCCCCAGGGGUUAGGAGGUCCUGAGCAGCAAAGAAUGCAAGAAGUCCUUCUCUUAUUUCAACAGUUGCGCACAACUUUGGAGCUGGGAAAGGGUGAUUUCAAGUCCAAGAAAGAAGAGAGAGUCUCACCAUAACAAGGCUUCAAAAGGAGGUGUUGCCAGAAUUUGGAAUACUCUUUUGGACAAACAUUGCUCCAAGUUUCUUUGCAGGAAGACACCACGGCCCUCUGCCCCCCAUGUGGCCACCUUUGAAGAAUUGACUCAUUCCAUCAGCUGUGCCAGGUCCUUUUCCCACCAUGGGACCAGAAGGAAGUGUGCUGAGCGGCGGACAGAUGCAGAUCAUUCUCUGGGGAAGUUUGGCAGCUGUUGCCAUGUUCUUCCUCAUCACCUUCCUGGUCUUUCUAUGCACAAGUUGUGACAGAGAAAAGAAGCCAAGACUACACAGUGGAGACCAUGAGAACCUGAUGAACGUGCCUUCGGAUAAGGAGAUGUUCAGCCAUUCAGCGACGAGCCUGACCACAGACGCUCUUGCCAGCAGUGAACAGAAUGGGGCACUCACCAAUGGCGACAUUCUUUCAGAAGACAGUACCCUGACCUGCAUGCAGCCUUACGAGGAAGUUCAGACCUCUGCUUCCGAUCUGCUGGACUCCCAGGACAGCACAGGGAAGCCUAAGUGUCACCAGAGUCGGGAGCUGCCCAGGAUCCCCCCGGAGAGUGUGGUGGACACAAUGCUCACUGACAGGAGUGUGGAUGGGGAUCAGGGACCAGGCACAGAAGGGCCCUAUGAGGUGCUCAAGGACAGUUCCUCCCAGGAAAACAUGGUGGAGGACUGCUUGUAUGAAACCGUGAAGGAAAUCAAGGAGCUGGCAGGAUCAGGACACCCAGACAGAGGCCAGGGUGGCAAGUCAAAGUCUGCUUCCACCUUGAAAGAGCUUCCGGGUCCCCAAACGGAGGACAAAGUGGAGUUUGCUGAAUAUGCAUCUGUGGACAGAAACAAAAAGUGUCGCCAGAGUGUUAAUGUAGAGAGCAUUCUUGGAAAUGCGUGUGAGCCAGAAGAGGAGGCCCCACCACCUGUUCCCGUGAAACUUCUGGAUGCAAAUGAAAACCUUCAGGAGAAGGAGGAGGGAGAGGCAGAAGAGCAAGCCCCAGAGGGGAGCAGGGAGACCAAUAAGAGAUUUAGCUCAUUGUCGUACAAGUCUCGGGAAGAAGACCCAACUCUCACAGAAGAGGAGAUCUCAGCCAUGUACUCAUCAGUGAAUAAACCUGGACAGUCGGUGCAUAAACCAGGACAUAAAGCACUAGAAUCCACCUACACCACCAUUCAAGCUGCCCCUCAGAGAUCUCCCUCUUCUUGUAAUGACCUCUAUGCCACCGUUAAAGACUUUGAGAAAACUCCAAACAGCACGCUUCCACCGGCAGGGAGACCCAUGGAGGAGCCAGAGCCCGACUAUGAAGCAAUACAGACUCUAAACAGAGAAGAAGAUAAGCCCCCCCUGGAGAUUAAUGGCCACCCUGGUCUUGUCCCCAAGGAGAAUGACUAUGAGAGCAUUGGGGACCUGCAGCAAUGCAGAGAUGUCACCAGGCUCUAGCAACCCAGAAGACAACUCCAGAGAGCCUGUGGUUAGUAUCUGGGGACGGUUCUGUGGGGAUAAGAAGUGACAUCAAUCUCUACUAUAUAUGCUGCUUGGGUAAACUGAAGGUGAUCACACAUGCCACGACUGUUUCCCCAGUUCCUGAAACUCUGAUGUCCAGACCUGGCUGUCCCCAAGUGUGCACCUGCCUGCCCCGGGAGACACCCCAGCACACGCACACCCCCUCACCGUCCACAAAAGAUCCCAGCUGUCAGGGUUUAUCCCUCUAGUAAGGACAGCCAUGCUGUAAGGAAGAACUACACUCAGCAAGAACUACACUUCCACCUGCCUGAAAUACUGCCAUUUGGAAGAACCAGGUUUUUCUUCCUGUCUUUUCUCUGUCUGCUACCAACCUUAAAAAUAUAUGGCAUGUUCCCCUAUAAAAUCUUCUGAUUUCUACAGUCCAAUCCAAGGAAAUUCUCCUACAGGGCUUGGCAAUGGUUUUCAACAGAAGUGAGAUAGGAUGGGGAGAAACCGGUUGCUGGUCCCCACCCGUCUCACUCGUCCUCUUCCCAGAGCUGCAACUUUGAGUCUCUGGGAAUCCAAACUAUGCAUAGGUUUGGGGCAGGAGGUCCCUUGAGUCUCUUAGGUCUUCGUUCCUUUUUAUUUUGGUACUGUGCAUCAGCAGCCUUUCCCCAAAGUACUUGAAGUCAGUUUUAGAUGCUUUGUUUUAUUUUUCUAAUCAAAACCUUGGGAACUCAUCAGAGCCUUUUCAGUAUUUUCAAUGAAUAUCGUGGUACGCCUAUACUCCUGAAGCCCAGAGCUCAUUCCUUCCAAACAGAGAGCCUUAAUCUUUAUGUUGGAACACAGACCACAUGCGUGGACGGCAGCAAGGCAUCCAUUCUGGAAGGGCUGUGGACAUGGUAUUUCCAGUGAUUGUCGCCACCCACACCAACUGUGUAGACUUGCAUAAGUUGUCUACACCCUAAGGUAAUCUAAGACUAAAAUGUAAACAUUUAUUUUUAUUAUAUAAAUUUAUAAGAUGUUUUAUGUUUAAUGCCUAAUUUCUAGAAAGUGCCAGAAAAAUGUAUAUUAACUAUUUUGAUUUUAUGUACAAUGAUUUAUACUCUCAUUUUGAAAAGACACCACAAAGCACAUAAGCUAGAUAAUUACAAGUAACUGGUUUUUUUUUUGUUUGUUUGUUUGUUUUUGGUAACAAACAUUUAAAACUUUGAAGGUUUUUAAAGACUCAACUUCUCAAAUGGUACUUGGAACUCUCCUCAUUGAUAACCUACAGCAGUUGUGAUAGGAAUAAAUAAUCCAUUUCAGUGAUUGUGGUGGGCUACUGAAAUAUUUGAAAUGGUGAAAAGGGAUGGAAGAAUAAAAUAUGACAAGGAGUUUUGAACUUCCUAAAAGUAUCAUACUUUAAUAAAGUUUAAUAGUAUUUUUAAAGAAAACAGUGAUGAAUUCUACAGUCCAGGGCUUGCCAGUACAAAUUGCCUAUUAUAAUUUUUUCCUUCAUUUGACAAAAAUCAGUGGCUGGAAGUAGCUCAGACUAAGUGGUCAGCCUGGUUUGAAUUUAAUCAUCUCUUUAAGUCUUAUAUGGCCAACAUGGAAAACUUGUUCACUUGUCAUUUGAAGUGCCAUCAAGUGUAGGCUACAGAAGGGGGACCUUCCUACACUGAUUAAAAAAAAGAAAGAAAGAAAAAAGUCAUAAUCCUAUGCCAAUGUGACAUCUGUGACUUUAAACAUUUAAUAAUCUUGCUGUUUUCCUUCCUUAUGAAGAAUGCAAUUGGGAAAAUGAAGCAUCUUGAAAAUGUAGAGACCAGCCUGCUGGUAUGUGUCCCUCUCUUUGUAGAUUGGUUUUGUGAAGACUUUGUAUUAUACUUUGGAAAUUGUACAGUGAACUCUGUUGAGGAACACUGGUUGGUUGCCAUUCAUUGUCCGUCCACUAAGUCUCUCCCAUGAAUAAGUCAAGUGCAUGACUACAAUUAUUGUUGAUUAGAAAACAAAGGUGGAAUAACCUUGAAUCUCUUGAGAGAAGUUUAUCAGGAAAGUUCAAGGCACUUCUCUGAAUUCAGACCUUUCAUAAGCUCUGCUCUGCCUGCUGAUUUUCACUGCUUUGUAUGAAUGAGUUUGACCCAGCAAUCUCAGGUCACAGGUUCUCUUAGUAAAUGGGAACAGCCGCCUGCACACAGCACGCUGUGGGCACCUUCCAGGUCAAACGUUUCAUUGCAUUUCAUAAUAUCUGACUUAUAGCCAGGGAAAUAGGUAUGAUCUCUAUUAAAGUGUAGAAUACUUUCUUUAGAGACAAGUUUAUCAUUAAUAAUCACGUCAUAGUAAAAUUUCAUUAUCAGAAUUUCCUCCAGAAGUGUUCAAAUAUAGGUUAUGCAAUAUAGUCAUAAAAUAUGCACUGAAAUAACUCUCUUAAUUUGAGAACAAGUGGUGAGAAUACGUUGUGAUAGAAAAUAUUCUAAGUGUACUUUAAAACGAACUCUAAAGCCCUCCUGCAAAAAUUCUAGAAGAAUAUAUGAUAGCACAGUCCAUCAGGAUGGGGGAGGGAGAUGCAGAGUGAACUCCAGGAAGACAGCUUGGCUCUUCAGAGCACCAGGUGUUUUAUUGAAGUGUAUUAUUGAUGUCUCACCUUUGUUUUGACUUUAUUGUGCGGUUUUUCAUAAAUUUCAUGUGUCUUUGUUCAAAAUCUGUACUCCAGUCUUAGAGUUAGAAGCCUGUGGCUUCUUUUUAAAAGUUUGAUCUUGAUCUUAAUGCUACAGAGUUUAAAUGUAUGAAAGGUGAUUGUCAAAAACAAUUCACUGUAUAUUUAAAAUUCACCACUGACAUCUACAGUAUGCAUCUAGUUAUAAUAACCUAGGUUAUGUGAAACUAUAUAAAAAGAUAAUAAGAUUAAUAAAAAUUUUGUGCUAUAAAUCAGAAUUAUAAAUCUACCUUGGUUGAGAAAUCUUUGUUCAGAUAUUUUUAAAGUUUAGGAGCAUUUUUGUGCUGCUUUUAGUAUUUCCCAAGUAUAGUUAGCAGAAAGUUAAUGUGUUAUAUGUGAAAUGUUUAAGGAAUUCUAGAAGAGAGUAGUUUUUGAAAAUAUAUUUGCUACAUAUUUUUUUUCUCCUCCUGAUCUAAAUUACAUCAUUAAGUCAGUUAAAGCUUCUAAAGAUACCAGUAUUCUUUGUGGGAGGGGGGAGGUUAAUCACUGAUUUAUCCACCAUCAAAAUCCCAGAGUUAAUUCUAAUUGAGUUCUAAGCUAACAAUAGGUAGUCAAAGUAUGAAAAUUUAAUCUUAGUAUGUCACUAUAUCUAUUUCUUUUAUUCAGUUUUCAAAUUAGAGGGUUACUUACCUUAAAUUACUUACCUUAACUUGGAAUAAACUACACACACACACACACACACGUAUGUAUUGUUGCUCUGCACAGCUCUGGUGCUUGAUUAAUUGGCAUACGCUCUAUUAAGUAUUUAUCAUAUGACUGUGAUGAACUCUUGGUCAUAAAAAGCAAGAUUAGAAGAAACAGUCCCCCAAUAGUUUGCAUUUGGUAAUUAAGAGAAAACCUUCUAGAGUGCACCUCAUUUAAUUUCUCUACUGAAUACAUUCAGAUUUUAAAUUAUGUCUAUAAUUCUCUUGGCUGAAAAACAGUGGUAUUUUAAGAUUUCAUUAGACAUGUUCUGUCUGAGAGGAAGAAAUGUGCAUAGGUGUGCUUCUCAGAUAAGUGUGUGAGAAGAGAUUUGGUCAAAAGCAUCAAGUGAAUGACCCUGAGCCAGGAUGGAGCCCAGGCCAGGUGACUCCCAGUGUCCCAGUACCAGUGACUGGUUACUUGGUGGUGGUGAUCUGUUUUGUUUUAAAACCCAAAAGUUUUUAUAGCAGAAUCAACAGGCAUCAAUGUGAUCUGAUAUGCAAAACAGCCCUGAGAGGACACCAUGGCUAAGAUUACAAAGCUCCAGCUCAAGACUGAUUUAGGAUUGUGUAAAUGAGUGACAUUUUUUCAACAUUCCUUGUAAUAGUUAAGUCUGUGUACUCUUGUGAUGCUGUUCUUCUAAAAGUAUUGAUUUCAGGUACCCAGCCAAGCUUUGUCUGCUGGAAGCACAGUAGAUACUGAUGGUUAUUUCCUGGAAAUCUUGACACACUUAUUGUACUGUGUCACUGGGAAAAGUUAAAGUGUAAUGUUUGGUGUUGAGAAGUGACUGAUGUGAAAAUAGGAACAUGUGUCUAUAAUAUCAAAUAUGGCUUUAUUUGCAGUGGAAUCUAACUUCCUUAUCUUGUAGUAGCAUUUCCUUGCUCUGUGUUGUAUCUUUUUUAAAAAUCCAUUAUUCCUUGCAGUGGCAUUAGACAAGUUGAACACACCAAGACUGAAAGUGUUCAACUUAAGAGAUCAAUCCAGGAGCCCGGAUGAGUUAGAAUUUUUCUCUGGAAUUUGCAUGUGAAAUUUUAAAAUCAUAGUCCAGAAGAGAACAAACAUUAUGUAAUGGUGUUGUUUUUAAUCCCUUUGCUCAUUUUUAAGUCUUGAUCACAUCUAAUUUCUAGUAUUUCUGAAAUAUUUCAUUUAUUUUCAUGUUCUUUAAUGAAAAAUUAUAGUUCAAAUUCCUCAACAUGUCAGACUUUUGAAAUGAGAAAAAUGUUGUUGUUUUUUUAAAGAUUGUUUUUAAAAAUCUGAUUUGGAAUUCAUUUAUCUUAAAGCAGAAAGAUUUUUCUUUGCUGGCCACUUACAUACGAUGGGUAAUUUUCAAAAAAGUACUGUGCUACGGUUGUUUUGUAUCACCUAUGUAAUGUAUUAUAAAGGUGGGUGAUUAUCAUUCCUCAGAAUUCUGUAUGUUAAAUUAUCAACAGUAAAAUGUUUUAAUGUUGUUAUCUUUUAAGAUACUUGUGUUAUAUUAACAUGUCUCAUGUUUUCUGGAGGAGAUUGAAAUAUAGCCCCCUGCCCAAAUCUGUUAUUUGUAAAUAAGAAUAAUAAUUUCAUUGUUCAUGCAUUUUUUUCCUCAUAAAAAUGUUUACCCCAAAAGUGACAUACUAUCUAAAGGGUGGUCCUAAUCAGUUGAGAAUACUCCCCCUUACUCAAAAAAUAGUAAAAUAUAAUUUCUGAAACUUAACAGACGUUUUACUCAUUGUCUCAAAAGGUCUUUGUAAUGGUCAAAUUGUCCAAUUCAUAAAACCAUGGGGAAGUUGCUUUUAAUACUUAAGUGAGAAUUUUUAAACCUUAGUUGUAAGUGCAAAAAUGUCUCUUAGAUAUUGAGUCUCCCUCACUCCUUUGAAGAAGGGAGUCUAAAGAACAGGGUCAUGAAGUUAACAUUUCUCCCUGCCUUAUUUUGGCUUGUCCUGCACAGAUUCUGUCACUUUCCUUUGAAUACCACCACACCUGGGUUUUUUUUUUUUACCACCCAGACCUCUCGUCUGCUACUUAAAGGACAUCCACUAACAUCUUUUCAAAUCACAAUCCUCCAUUAUCCCAGACCCUGCCAGCCAGCCCAGAACCAUUCUCCAAAACUGCUGGUGACCAGACAGUUCUGCCCAAGUCAGAUUUCCCUGCUUCACGGAGUACCAAGAUAAGACCAUAGGUCAUCCUAGGGAAGCAGAUGUUGGUGUUUUUUUGUCACAAGUUUUGCUAAACCAUACAUGCUCCUGCCCACCUCUUUUAUAAGCAUAAUUGACAUUAAGAAAAGAACUUUUGGGGGCUACGGCUGUAGCUCAAUGGCAGAAUGCUUGCCUAGCAUGUAUAAGGCACUGAGUUUGUUUCUUAGCAUCAUAUAAAUAUAAACAAAAUAAAGGUAUGCUGUUCAUCUACAACUACAAAAAAAAAAUUAAAAAAAAACAGAACUUUUUUAAAUGGUGAGGAAGAAUCAAACUCACAAGUUCAGAAAUAUUAGCACCAUACUGUCACCAAAGAACAAGUAAGCUUGCUUUCCCCCACAGUUUUCCAAGGCUGGCAUGUGUCCCCACAUGUCCCAGGGAAGGAGUAGCCUCACUGAGCAUCCUGUUGAAGGUAGCCCUCGAUCAGCUGCACAGCAAUUGUUGUCAGUAAAGUAGGAGAAAGCUGAUUAUUCCAAGGGGAAAAUUAUUAAUAAUUUUUAAUCACUUGUAUUAAUCAUAAUUAUUUUUCAUCAUAAUUAUUAAUCACUUUACAAAUAAAUUGAAUGUAAAAUGUCUUAGCCAUCCAACUCUUAUACUCUCUUCCCUUGGGAAAUGGUGCUUAUGAGCUAUGUUAGUUAAAACCUAGUUUGUGCUACUCUCCCAGGUCUCAAGAAAUCUGACAAUGUUCAAGCAUACAAAGUUAACAGAUAUUGAGAAUAACUGUAUCUAAAUACAAGGUUAUCAUUUAUAGGCAAAGGUUUGAUUUAUGGAAUGCAAUACUAUUUAACUACUGGCACAGGUGAAUGGGUGAUAAAGCAGUCUAGAUUCUCAUUUUCUACAUAUUGAAGGCACCAAGAUGUGUCUAGUUUUGAUUUUUAAACUUCCUUGUAGUUCAUCAUAGUUAUUUGAAUAUUCUAGAGUAUAACUUUUUCAAAAUUAACAGUAUACAUAUCCGUUCAAUCUCUCUCUAUAUAUAUAUAUUGUUGCUGUUGUUUGUUUGUUUCUUUUGUUUUGUUUUGUUUUAAAAGUUCACCCCUGAAUGGUGAACUAAAGCUAGAAGACAGACUACAGUUGUGCUCGGAGCCUACAGUUCAGAAUUGCCUUGUAAUGUCCUGGUGUGAUUUUGUUUAGUUUCCUUUUUAACUCAACAACUUGGAAACAAUGAGUUUAAAAGGCACUAUUUUCAACCAGGUGCAGUGGCACACACCUGUAAUCCCAGCUAUUUGGGAGGCUGAGGCAGGAGGAUUGCAAGUUCAAGGACAGCCUCAGCAAUUUAGCAAGACCCUGCCUCAAAAAAAAGGGGGGGGGCUGGGAAUGUGACUCAAUGGUAAAACACCCCUGGGUUCAAUCCCUGGACUAAAACAUAUAAACACACACUCUCCCUACUCCCACUCUCUAUAUAUUUCCUUUUCCCUUCUUAAGCUGAAAGAGAAUUUUUUUUUCUUUUUCUAGUCUUUAUCUCCCAUUUAGAGAGUAAAGGCUUCCUGAAUGACAGCAAUGUCCUUCCCUCAGUGAAGCUGCUAAAACCAAAAGCUGGAGUCUACUAUUUGCAAACGAUUUUGAGAUGAGAACAUUACUUUGACAGGCUUCCAUGCAUUUUUCCAUGUAAAACUCAUAGAAGAACCAGAUGUGACACUGGCCACCGAUCCCUUAGCUCACUUGCUUUUUUAAAAUGUAUUUUCCACAUCUAGGCUUCUCUGGGUUUGUUUGUUUGUUUGUUUGUUUUUUGGAACCACCAGAACCUUAAUUUCUCUGUGCUGCUCCACAGCUGCCCACAGAUGUCCCAGAGGGGGUCAGUACCUUUAGCAGGGCUUGCCUCUUGGGAGAAGCAAUUCACCUGUGCCAGUAGUUAAGCAAAGAAAACUGAAUGUUAGGUUCAAGUCAACAACUGGUAACCUGAGAGCAUGCUCUAUUCCUUAGAUUUUGAUACUUCUUUAAAAAAAAAUCUUUUUUUCUUCCUUUGAGUAUAGACCUAUAUAUUUGACUCGAAGAGGGGUAAGGGAUUAGUAGUAAAAUUUGAACCAAGUGACCUGGGUGACUUACUGCCUUUGUGUUUCUCAUCUGUAUGUCUGUCUGGAAAAUGUAUGUUACUAACUCCCUCCCUCCUACCUGGAGUCUUUUAAGGAGUGAACAGAAAAUAUGUAUCCAUGAUAAAACUAUUUAGACAUUUUCUUCUUUUUUUAAACCCAGGAAUAAACCUGGUUUGCAGAUAACAUCAUAUGGCCACAAAAACUAAGAUUUGGAUGUGACUAAGAGGAUUCUUUCAAAUCAUCUUCUGUGUUCCAACUAGGAAGAGAAACUCCUUGAAUGAAUGAAAAAAGCAAAACAAAAACUUCCCUAAGCUCUUUCUAGAAGAGUGUAACAUCAAUUUACCAUCCAUCCCAGAAGGGUUCUUAAUAUUUCAACAAUUUUUAUGAGUGAAAAAAAUGCACUUUUUUUUUUAUUUCUUGGAAAAGUGAAUUAAGGCGUUGAAUUAGAUGCUCUAAUGGAACAAUUUAGUUGAAACCAUAACAUUGGUUUUGGAGACAAGAGCACAGGGCUGUGGUACCUGUUCCAGCAUUGACUUUACUGUGUGACCUCAAAGAAAUGAUUUAACUUCUCUGUGCCUCAGUUUCUCCAUAUACAAAAUGGGGAUAAUGAUAUCAACCAUUGCCUACCUCAUAGGGAUGUUUUGGGGACAAAUGAGAUAAUAUAGAUAAGUAUGAAUGCUUUGACCUCUUUCGAAGAAAGGUGCUAUAUAAAUUGAAGCUGUAUUGUUUUUAAUGAUACAAUGAUUAAUUACGUUAGAGUUUAGAUAAUAGCAAUACUGUUAGUCAUGUUAAGAAUCUCUUUCAAUUUGAUGCAUAUUUCCAAUUCUCUUCUGUGGCUAGAUCUUGAUUAUUCAUCCAGUAAUGGUACCUAAAGAACUGAAGUGGGUAUUUGUUUUCUGUGUUCCUGCUGGUAGUACUUCAAUUCUGAAUAUUCAGAAAAGGCUGGAGUGUAGCUUGUAAUAUCUUAUAGUUUACAUGUAAUGAACCUUAUUCAAGCUGUAUAUAAAAAGUAUAAUUACAUGUAAAUAGCAGGUACACUGUAAUUAAAGGCACUUAUCAAAUUGUCUUUGUUCUUUUUUAAUUAUAAUAAAGGUCAGUUUUAUAUAAAA
Ictidomys tridecemlineatus (thirteen-lined ground squirrel) is the source of this 10771-nucleotide messenger RNA. RefSeq names its product phosphoprotein membrane anchor with glycosphingolipid microdomains 1 (gene Pag1). Gene Ontology annotation, cellular component: membrane raft; plasma membrane. Gene Ontology annotation, molecular function: SH2 domain binding. NCBI's taxonomy places the organism in Eukaryota, Metazoa, Chordata, Mammalia, Rodentia, Sciuridae. Gene Ontology annotation, biological process: negative regulation of T cell activation; intracellular signal transduction. The record is from RefSeq and is a predicted model, not a curated record.